UCUGAAUGAUUUGAGAAUAAUGUUGCAGACAUUAUGCCCCUUUACUUCUAAAUAAUAUAGUGGGUUUUUUUUCUAAAUAUAAGGAUAGUCUCUUACAUAAAUGUAAUCAAAAUCCAGACAUUUAACUGGAUCUCCACCAUAAAACUGUUAUUUUCACCUUUGCAAAAUUAGUAAGUAAUCUGUAGAGAGAUAGUUUAAGACUACUGUCUUGUUUCCCAACAAAUUUUUGCUCUUCAGUUUUCCUUUUCCUUGAUAAGUCUUGCCUAUGGAUUGCACUUGGAAAAAUAUAUUGCUAGCUUUCAGAUUUCAGCCACUGUCUCUAAUUUUCAGGUAGCAUCAUGAACCUUGCAUGCAUCUAUUGUCCAGUUUUGUCCUUUGGGUUUAAAACUUAUUAAAGAGCAAGUCCUAUUUUAGUUGGCUCCUUUUUGUUGGCAAGAUGCAACCGUAGGGCCAGCCUUUGAGGGGUGUUGUGGGGUACUAUCAUGAGAAAACAUGGAGGUUGGAAAUGGAUCUGACCCUGCAGAGAACCAUCAGGAACCCUAGAGGCAGCCUCAGAGCCCAUUCUCACCACCCAGCCUGGAGGGCCCAUCCUCCUGUCAUUCUUCCUAUCCUCCCUUCUCUGAUCUCUGUUGAGAUGAAUGUUGACUGUUUUCAUUCUUUUCUGUUCACACACCUUGUCAUCUGACUCAUAGCUUCUGCUUCCUCACAGCAAGAUCCCUCAAAAAUUCAAUUCUACCUUCUCUCUGUGGCUUUUAGUUCCAAUUUCCACUGCCAAUGACCUAAUUGUCUCCCUUGUCUCUGCAUUGGGAUCACACAUAGGGUGCUGGCUGCAUGUAAGGAUUGACCUCGUCUGGUCAGAUGCUUCCCCAAGAUUCUAUUAGCUUGUUGGAGGUGGAGGUGGAGGGAUAGGUAGAGAUGGAGGUGAGGUCAUGUGUCUCCCUUGAGGGCUGCCUCGCCAGAGGGACUGUAGGUGUGGUGGACAGAGCUAUCGACCUGGACAGUGGAAGUUAUAUUAGUACAUCAGGUCAGAACACGUGAUCUACCACUCUAGGGCUCUUUUCAGAUAGGAGAGAAGCAGCCUGGAAGCUCUUAUUUGAAUGUCAAAUGUUCCAGUUUUCAGGAUAUCUUUAAGAUUGGUGUGUAUGUGCAUUUUUAACUUAACAAAUGUUUACUGAACACCUUUCUGAGAAGAAUAUUUGAAAAAUAUAUGUUCCAGAAAAUGCUGGGACAGAAAAUUACCAUAAGUCUCCCUCUCGCUUUAGGAACCCCAACAUUUAUUUCAUUUUCCCUAUUAAUUUUUAUUUUGAAAAAUUUCAAACUCACCGGAAGGUUAAAAGAAAGUAUCAUGCUAAAUUUAUCAGUUGGUAAUAUUUUCUUUAAUUUUCUUCCUUCCUCUCUCCCUCCCUUUCUCUCUCUUUCUCUCUCAGGCCAUUUGAAAGUAGGUUAUAUAAGUUGUAGACAUCAUGAAACUUCACCCCUAAAUACUUCAGCGUGCAUUUCCCAAGAAUAAGAGCACUUUACUACAUGACCAAAAAAUCAUCACCGCACCUAAGAAAAUCAGCAAUAAUUCGAUAGUAUCAUUUGUACAUAAUACCAUCUGAAAGCACAUUAUUCAGUACACAUAUUACCUCAGUUGUCUCAAAUUUUUCUUUUAGAGAUUUUUAAAAAUCCAAAAUCCACUCAAGGUACAUGCAUUACACUUGGUUAUUAUGCUCCUUUUUUUUUUUUAUGUUUAUUUAUUUAUUUUGAGAGACUGAGAGAGCGUGAGAGGGGGAAGGCAGAGAGAGAGGGAAAGAGAAUCCCAAGCAGGUUCCACACUGCCAGCGCAGACCCCAAUGUGGGGCUCAGCCUCAUGAACUGCAAGAUCAUGACCUGAGCCGAAAUCACGAAUGGAUGCUUAACCGACUGAGCCACCCAGAAGCCCAUUAAGCUUCUUACUCACUUGUAAUCAAACCUCCCCCUUUUCUCCUCCACUGCCUUUUUUUUUAAUUAAAAAAGUUUUUUUAAUGUUUAUUUAUUUUUGAGAGAGAGAGAGAGAGAGACAGACAGAUCACAAGCAGGGGGAGGGGUAGAGAGAGACAGAGACACAGAAUCUGAAGCAGGCUCCAGGCUCUGAGCUGUCAGCACAGAGCCCAGUGCGGGGCUUGAACUCACCCACUGUGAGAUCAUGAUCUGAGCUGAAGUCGGAUGCCACCCAGGCGCCACACCUCCACUGCCUUUCUUUCUGUUUCAAGACUUUGACUUCUUUGAAGGGCCCAAGCCAGUUGUCUUAUAGGAUGAUGUAUAGCCUGGAUCUGUCUGAUUGUCCCCUCAUGACUGGGUCCAGGGCAAGCAUUUUUGGCAAGCGUACUGCCAAGAUGGGGCUCUGUGUUUCCCAGCGUGCCACAUCUGGAGGCUCAGAGUUUCAGGUAUUCUCACUAUGGGAGAUGCUAAGUUUGAACAUUUGGUGAGGGCUCAAGUCACUUCAAUUUUUUGCUACGAUCAAAGAGACCAAAGCUGUUUGCCUGGGGCUUUCAAAUACUUCUUGGUAGUAGGAAUGAUUUGAAGUGUUCACAGACUGGUGUUUCUGUUUUUUAUUAUCUAUUCUCUGUGGUGUGUGACCAGCUGCCCUUCCCUCUCUCCCAGGACCCCAGGUGGGAUUUGCUCUUUUCUUUUUAAACAAAAGCAGACUCCCUUCCUGUGGAACCCUCUAGCUAGCAACUGUACCUUUCUUCAAGGGUGUCAACGUCACACAUUCACACCCCACGGCUCUGCCUCUAGAGAUUUCCUCCCCUCAGGCCAGUCCAUAAAUACUUGUUUCUGAGACCGGUACCUCUGAGAGUUACUAUCUUUCUCCAAAGUCCUCUUUCUUUAAAGCAUUUUCAGCUAUUUGAUUACUUUGAGGAGGAAAUUCUUAAUGACAUGCUAAUGUAUGUAUCACAUUCUUAACACUGAUCACGCCUUUAGCAAAGAGCGUGCAGUGUGCAGUGGCAGCUCUGGGGGCAGCGGCUAGAGUAGCAGCGGUGACAGGAGGUGGGGAGGUGAGAGUGUGGGAGUGAGGUGAUAUUCGGGGUGCCCCUGAAUGUUAGAAAUCCAGCAUCCUUGCCUGAAAAUGAAGCGGAGCUCUCCCACAUUCAUGUCAGGGUUACUCCUUAGCAUUCCCAAACUUUUCGUACGAGGAGAUCUUUUUACGGACAAAAAUACCUGUAGAUUAGCCUUUACUUGUGGUUGUGUUUCACUCCCAGCUGGUUAAGAUGUUACAUCAUGACAGAAAGCUACUUGAAAUUAAUAACACUUAAAAAAAAAAGUUUUAUUUUUUUUUGAUUAAUACAGGAAAAUCGACAUGCAUUUGGAAAACAAGCAGUGUACAUAUAUGUUUAAGUGUUAGGGGGGUCUAAUAAUACUAAGUGUGCUGCUGCACCCCUGGAUGAUUUUGAUUUUUGUGAGGACAGGGACAUGGAAAUUUCAGGACUUCCAGAAGCAGAGACCAGUCAAAAGAUUUCACUCACCCUCUCCUUCUGUCCUUCAUAAAAGCAAGCAAUCUCCCACACGUCCCCUUGCUGAAGCCAUUCUUUGGCCUGCAUGCCGCCACCUUCUUCCACUAAAGCCGUCCUGAGCCCAGAACUGAUGUGGUCACGGGGAUGGAUAUGGAAAGCGCUCACCCAGCAUACAGUCAAGCUGCUGCUGGCAGGAUCGGGACACCCUGUCCAAAAGGAGUAAAUGUUCCCACCCCUUUCAGCCCACAGGGCCACCUACUCAGUCUUCUUUGACCUUACUUGGCUCAGUGAAGCAGGACCUUUUCCCUCCUACCUUGUGGAAAUAGAAAAAGCAAACAAGCACACUUUCUAAAACAAGGAGGAACUUUUACAGCUGAUGUGCAUUCUUCUUCCUCACUGUUCGUGUUCUCUUGCUGUAGAAUACAGUCUCGAUUCAUGUUGUUUUUGUGAAGUGGAUCGGUUUUCACCACUUAUUUAUGUUCAUACUAGGUAUGAACAGAGAAAAAAUAGACAAAAAGCCAUAUUGUAUUUCUGCCUGAAAAGGAACACUGUGUAGGGUAGCCUGGCUGGCUCAGUCAGAAGAGCACGAGACUCUUGAUCUCAGGGUCGUAAGUUUGAGCCCCACAUUUGGCACAGAGAUUACUUAAAAUAAAUAAAUAAACUUUUUUUAAAAAAAGGAACACUGUAUGCACAUGGGAUUGAUGUGGGUUGAGUCACAGUUUUCCAUGAUAGCCGAUUAGAAUGCAUAGUCUCAAGACCAUUGGUUGCAUAGGGGAUGCCGUUAAGCAUCGGAGGUCCUGAUAUUUCAAGGACUUCUAAGAGAGGUUUGUGAUGACUGGACACAAACAGAAUAGUUAGAAGAUAAAGAAGAAAUGUAAAUUCAAUACUACGAGGACUUCACUCUAACAGAAGGGUAGGAUUUAUAAUCUCAAUAUCUCCAACUCAAAUGUGUUACAGACACAGUACAGUACUUACGUCCUGCUAGCACCUGAGUCAAUAGUGCCUUGUCUUUGAAAGCUUUUCACUGAUUAGAAGCUGACAAUCUCUGGCAUUAGCCAUGAUCAGGAAAACCAUGACUGGAUAAGACAUAGAGAGACCUUAUAGAAAUUAUUAACUGAAUAAAAGAAUGUAGGAUUGUAGAUUCUAUAUAGAAGAGAACCGGGCUUACCAUUUGCUGCCUCUACACUUAGAAGGAACUCUUCAAUUUUGUUACCUGGCUUAAGAAGAUACGAGCUGAGUCUGUUAAUGCCAUCUGCCUCUCAUGUCAGGAUCUCAGCUUUCAUAUAGGGGAGUUUCCCAGUGGUCACCCAGACCAGGAGACGUCAUACUUAUUCAGACCCUACUUAGGGAAUGAUUUGCAGUUUCUUAUGGCUCCAUUUCCUCUGUGGCUCCUCAGUGGUCAUAGUCCAUGAAAUGGAAACCAUGAAUCCAGGACCUUUUAAUUAUAGUGAAGGGAGGUUCCAGGUUACCUCAUUUAAAUUAUUAAUUUCAAACGGCGCCUGGGUAGCUCAGUCGGUUAAGCUUCUGACUUUGGCUCAGGUUAUCAUCUCACAGUUUACGAGUUGGAGCCCCGUUUCGGCCUCUAUGCUGACAGCUCAGAGCCUGGAGCCUACUUUGGAUUCUGUGUCUCCCUCUCUCUCUGCCCUCCCUCACUUGCGCUCUGUCUCUCUCUCUCUCUCUCUCUCUCAAAAAUAAACAUUAAAAAAUUUUUUAAAGUAUUAAUGCCACACUCGUGUGUCCUCCAUUAUAAUUAUUUUCCUUUCACUUCCCUUUCUCUACCCAAAGUGUAGUUGAGGUGAUUUGGCUUAAAAAAUGGAUGUAUUUUCUAGAAGAUGCCAGAGAGAUUGGAGUGAAGUGGGACAGUUACUUAUUUGCCACAAGCUUAGAUGCUCUCUUAUAGCUCACCCAACUAAGGUUAAUUGUGAGGAGGGGAAGCAGUCCUGUGCACACAGCAGAGGGUUCAUGCGAUUUCCAGUGAGAUUUGCCAUCCAAACUCAUCUUGUACUCUUUGCAGCUCCAUGGCUCUGAGGAAUCCUGCAUACUCUUGGAAUAGUGUUUCUCAACCUGACUGGUUGAGAGAGAAUAAAAAGCCUUUUAUUCUUUUCAGGGUCACUAUAUACCUUUUUUGUUUAGGACUGAUCCAAAGCCAUUCUCACUUACAUCAUUGUAUCUGCCAGGGUCCAACCAGGAAACAGAAACACCCAGAUUAUUUGUUAAAGAGAAAAUUUAGUGCAGGAAAUUGGCUAUGCAUGAAGAGGCUAAGAAGCUAACCAGCAAAUAGACAAUCAACCCAGAGGUUAGCAGUUUCAGGAAGCUAUGAUCUUCACUAGUAGGGGAAGGAUAAAGUAGGGAAAGGAUGGUGUUACUAGAGUCUAGGAGUCACCAAUAGAAGCUCAAGGACUUCUCAGUCCAAGGCAGGGAGAGAUGGAAAGAUUCAGUCCUCUUUCUGCUGUCUAACUUCCCAUAGUUCCUCCCAUUGACCAAACCAGCUGGAGGCCAGCUGACACCCAGAGCUUGGGAAAUAGGCUUCAGAAGUCAGUUCCCUAUGAUACAGAGCAGGGUAAGGCAUCUAUCUGAGGACAAACAGCUCUCAACCAGCAUAGUCUUCUGUUACUGGAAUUAACCUUGUUCUGGAAUUUAUUAACAUAGAAUUUUUAAUGCAAUCUUCCUGCAUACCUUUCACACACCAGUUGGCAUAAUGAUAUAUUCAUUCUUACAUCCAGAUUUUUCAUUCUUUUCCCUUCUUUGUGUAACUUGAAUUACCUUGGAGAUGACACGUAACAGCCACUCAACCAGCUCAGUGGUGUUUGAAACUCAUAAAUAAUAAUUAUGUCAUUAACUACCUUCACAGUUAAUGAAGCACUUUCACAUAUACUGGUUGAUCUCAUAAAAACUCUGAAUAGUUAUUAUUAUCCCCAUUUUAUGGAUAUCGGAGUCUUGGAGACUUUAUAUGAAUUGCUUGGAGGCUUUAUAUGAAUUGAAAAACAAAUCCUGGAGCCAGAAUUCAAACCCUGGUCUGUCUAGCUCUAAAUCUGAUAAUUUUUCCACGCUGCCUCGUGAAAGAAGGAGUUGCCCAGAGGGAACAACAGUAGUUUUUCUGGGCUGGUUGGCUGAUUUUAGGAGGAAGGAGAAAAUAUAUUUUAAAUUUGCAAAAAUUUUCUCAUUGACCCAGAAAUUAAAAUUAUGCUCAGGGCAUGACUUCGGGCCUAUCUAACAUUCCAGUCUAAAGAAUUAUAUUCUCCCUGAAGAAAUCACAAUCUUUCCCUGUACAUAUCUAGAUUUGGCAUUUCAGUAUAAAUUGAAAUGGCUGUUCUAGAAGGGUCAUUGUCACAGCAGCAUGUACCAUCCCAAGCCUGACAGAGGAGGUGAGGGAGGAAGGCAGUGGGGAAAGUCCUUGGUUUCCAUUUCCCUGUCUGUUUUCAAUAAAAUAUAGGACACCCAGUGAAAUUUGAAUGUCAGGUAAACAAUGAAUUUCUUUAGUGUAAUUAUGUCCCAAAUAUUGCAUGGGACAUAUUUGCACUAAAAGUUAUUUAUUGUUUAUCUUACAUUCAAAUGGCAUCUCGUAAUUUGCUAAGUCUGGCAGCCUUAUUUCCAGUUGGGCAGUGAUCCCAAGGUUGUUUUGUGUGUGUGUGUGUGUGUGUGCGCGUGUGUGUGUCCUGUGCAGAUCCUAAGGACAAAGCCCAUAUGGCUGUGCUUCUGCCAUCUGUGCCCUGUACAUGCCAUGAGGUAGUACUUCCUGCACAGGUGCAGAAAUGGAAGGAGGGCCGGGAAGGGGAUUCCCAGUAUCCAGCAAAUACCAAUGAAUUCUCAACUGGAGGUUCCCUUUGUGGUAAGGAGCGCUGACCUGACCUGAAGUGAAGGUUAAAGUUAAUUUACCUGGUUUCGCUUUGCUUUUCUGUUAGUCUUUCACUGGUGAGUAUUAAAAUCUGACCAUGAAGUUAAAGUUAGCCUCAGAGAUGUGUAAACUUAUUCAAAGAAAGAGGAAGAGGAAGGGGCCCAAGAUGGCCUGGGUGUGUGAGGCAGAAAGGUCUGUGGGUCCCAUGGAAUGGGCGAGGAGGUUCAUUUCAGUGCUGGUGCUGCUGGCCUAGGAGAAGCCUAGGGAGCAGGCCCUGUGGUCCCUUCUGGGGAGAUGUCAAGGCAAGGAUGGAGCAGAAGAAAUGCUGGGGCCAGGCACUUGCAUCUGUUUGUGAGGAAGCAGAGCUGAGAAAGGAAUGUCACUGGGCUCUAAGCCCUCCCAAUAGGAGGGCAGUCAGUUCAACAGCACCCUCAGGGAGAGAAAUUAUGCUGGUUACUCAUCCUGGAGCUCAGGGAAGGGGACCUCGGUGGGGGCUGCUCUCAGCCCUGCUACUAAGUUGAUCUGGAACCUUAAAUAAGCCCUUAGUGUCUCUGGGCCUUUGAAUGUUCUCCUGUAAAAAUGCAAUGGCAGAGAAUAUAAUAUAUUUCCAUUAUGGUUUUGCUUAGUUCUAAAAUUAUAUUGGUAUAUGUAUAAUUUUAAGCCUUCUCAUGGUUUCUGUUCUGUGUUCACUGGCCAGGUAAGAGGGCUGGCAACCACACCUCAUCAAUAAUCCUUAUUAUACCUGAAGAUUACUUUUCAUUUGCCCCUUAGUUUUUUUCUCUUAUUCAGGCAAACUAUCAAAGUCCUUUUUUUGCAAAAGGUUGUAUUCAAAUGAGUCAAAACCAAUGAGACCUACCCUCCGAAAAGCCUCAUGUCAACACAGCAAUUAGUAACUCUACAGGACCAGAAGCUACAAUUAGUAUUUCAAUCCCGGUUCACCAUUCUUUUGUUCAUUCAUUCAUUCAUUCAUGCAGCAAAUAUUUACUGAGUUCAGGCAAUGCAUCAGGCAGAUUUGAGCUUUGGGAGGAAAACUUCAACAGAACUACAAAAUGUGGCAAACUCUGGGUGACCUGAGAUCCGGUUCCUCAAGUCCUUUGCCUCUCUCUUCUGUUGGUGGGCUCUUAGAAGUUUCAGUAUUCAGCCACCUGUCCAUCAAGUGGUAGAGGCAAAACAAAAAUAAGUUCUUGUCAACAGUUGUAGUGAAAGGUUGAAAGUGUUGGCUAACUUGAGGUAUUUGAAUGAUCUGUGGGUUUCCACCUCCUGAUAGCUGUGGGCCUCUAAGAACAGACAUAGCUGGGAACUGGCUCCUUCUACCAAGAGUGCAAAGCAGCCCUCUGGGAUGUCCUUCUCUUACUCACUUCUUCCUUGCCCUCUGUCCACAGUGCUGCACUUGAGAUGGAGUUACUGCCCCUCUGGCUGUGCCUGGGUUUUCACUUCUUGACAGUGGAAUGGAGGAAUCAAAGUGGAAUGGCCACAGCAGCUUCCCAAGGGGGCUGCGAGUUGGUUGAUGGAGUAGCCAAUUGCCGAGGGCAGAACCUUGCAUCAGUGCCCAGCGAUCUCCCUCCCUACUCCCAGAUGCUCAUCCUGGAUGCCAACCCGCUUAAGAUCCUGUGGAACCAUUCCCUCCAGCACUACCCUCUCCUGGAGAGCCUCAGUCUGCACAGGUGCCACCUGGAGCGCAUCGGCCGCGGCGCCUUCCAAGGGCAGGCCCGUCUGCGCAGCCUGGAGCUGCCCGACAACUCCCUCUCAGAGAACUACAAGGAGACAGCGGCUGCCUUCCACCACCUGCAGGCCCUGCAGAGGCUGGACUUGUCAGGGAACUCCCUGACAGAAGACAUGGUGGCCCUCAUGCUCCAGAACCUCUCUUCGCUGGAGGCUGUGUCCCUGGCGAGGAACACCAUCAUGAGGCUCGACGACUCUGUCUUUGAGGGCCUGGGGCACCUCAGGGAGCUGGAUUUGCAGAGAAACUACAUCUUUGAGAUUGAGGGUGGCGCUUUCGAUGGCUUGACUGAGCUGAGACACCUCAACCUGGCCUAUAACAACCUCCCUUGCAUCGUGGACUUCAGCCUCACACAGCUACGGUUCCUCAACGUCAGCUACAACGUCCUGGAAUGGUUCCUGGCGUCAGGGGGAGAGGCUGCCUUUGAGCUGGAGACGCUGGACCUCUCCCACAAUCAGCUGCUCUUUUUCCCACUCUUGCCCCAGUGCAGCAAGUUGCACACGCUCCUGCUGCGGGACAACAACAUGGGCUUCUACGGGGACCUGUACAACACCUCUUCGCCGCGGGAGAUGGUGGCCCAGUUCCUCCUUGUGGAUGGCAAUGUGACCAACAUCACCACUGUCAACCUCUGGGAAGAGUUUGCGUCCAGCGACCUUGCGGACCUACACUUCCUGGAUAUGAGCCAGAACCAGUUCCAAUACCUGCCUGAUGGAUUCCUAAAGAAAAUGCCUUCCCUCUCCCACCUGAACCUCAACCAGAAUUGCCUGAUGACGCUCCACAUCCGAGAGCACGAGCCCCCAGGGGCGCUCACUGAGCUGGACCUGAGCCAGAACCAGCUGUCAGAGCUGCACUUGGCCCCGGGGCUCCCCGGCUGCCUGAGGAGCCUCCGGUCAUUCAACUUGAGCUCCAAUCAGCUCAUGGGUAUCCCCACUGGCCUUUUUGCUGAUGCCAGUAACCUCACUACAAUUGACAUGAGCCACAAUCAGAUCUCACUUUGUCCCCAGCCGGCUGGCUUGGACCUCCCGGCCCCCCCAAGCUGUGUGGAUUUUAGGAACGUGGCAUCUUUGAGGAGCCUCUCUCUCAAGGGCUGCGGGCUGGGGGCAUUACAAGACUGCUCGUUCCAGGGGACUGCCCUCACCCACUUAGACCUGUCUGGCAACUGGGGGGUUCUGAAUGGGACCGUCGCCCCUCUCCGGGGUAUCGCCCCCACGUUACAGGUCCUGUCUCUGAGGAAUGUGGGCCUCAGUUCUAGCUUCAGGGAGUUGGACUUCUCUGGGUUUGGGAAUCUGAGAGACUUGGAUCUGUCAGGGAAUUCUUUGACCAGUUUCCCACGGUUCAGGGGCAGCCUGGCCCUGCAGACCCUGGAUCUCCGCCGAAACUCGCUCACAGCCCUUCCCCAGGGGGCCGUGUCUGAGCAGCUCACGAGAAGUCUGCGGACCAUCUACCUCAGUCAGAAUCCGUAUGACUGCUGUGGGGUGGAGGGCUGGGGGUCCCUGCAGCGCCUGCACGCCAUUGCCGAUUCGGCCAUGGUCACUUGCAACCUCUCCUCCAAGGUCAUUCGCCUGAUUGAGCUGCCCGGAGGCGUGCCUCAGGACUGCAAAUGGGAGCGGGUGGACAUGGGCCUGCUGUACCUUGUGCUCAUUCUUCCCAGCUGCCUCACCCUGCUGGUGGCCUGCACCGUCAUCUUCCUCACUUUCAAGAAGCCCCUGCUUCAGGUCAUCAAGAGCCGCUGCCACUGGUCUUCCAUAUACUGACCUGGCCACGUGCCAAGGUUAGAAAUGGGGUCUGUGCGUGGAAGAACCCUUUCUCUGCCAGAUUUCCGGAUCUGACGCAGAGAACAAAUCCAGUGAAUUGAAGUUUAGGUGAAAGUUUAAAAUGUUUCCAGCCCUUAGUUGCCCCACGUUCUUCUUCCAUCGUUGUGAAUCAUCCUCAUCAUCCUGGUAAAAUAUUUAUUAAGUGAUGUUCUGUGAAAAUAAAACACGUGUCUCAUAAAUAUUUUUUAAAUCAAACUCGCCUUGUGUUUUUUCUUUCUUUAAUGUUUUUUGGUAGUUUCACUUAGAUUACUUUGCACUGUCCUUCCCUUGGUGACAUCCAUGGAGCUGGCUAGAAAGGGUGCCAGUUCAGGCAAAAACAACCCCAAGAGCAUGUCCUGUGGGUGGUGAGAGACAGUGCCCUGGGGGUUCACCAGUUCACCAAGAACAAGAAUUUCAGAGCAGAGCCGGGAGUCUGAGGUGAGAAUUCUCACCUCUUGUCUUGGCUUGCAUUGUCGCUGCAGCCAGAGCGGUCCUGUCUGAGUGCCCUGGGUUCACACCUGUGGUCUCUGCAGGCAGGCAUGACCCUUUCUUGGAAAAAAGAGAACACCUGGGCCCUGAGUUCAUUCGUGUAGUGAACUGAACACCAGGCGCAGCUCUUGUUUGAGCGAAAGUGAAGAGAAAUGUAGAAAGGAGCGACUUCUGCUAACUUGUAGGCAGCCCCCACUCUUCACAAAAACCACAGACAACUACUCAGCCGACUUUGAGUAUAUGUGCACUCACUACAUUCCUAGUUUCCUUCGCCUCCUUCCCUCAGUGAACAGGGAACGAUUUCUGUGCUCCUCUGUGGGGAAAAGACAAUGAAGACA
Messenger RNA from Panthera uncia (snow leopard), 11651 nucleotides. It is a transcript of the gene NRROS, whose product is annotated as negative regulator of reactive oxygen species. Lineage: Eukaryota; Metazoa; Chordata; Mammalia; Carnivora; Felidae. The record is from RefSeq and is a predicted model, not a curated record. Gene Ontology annotation, molecular function: protein binding. The transcript is spliced from 2 exons. The coding region runs from base 8707 to 10785 and encodes 692 amino acids.